Odontomachus brunneus is the source of this 9221-nucleotide messenger RNA. RefSeq lists its product as uncharacterized. The transcript is spliced from 3 exons. The record is from RefSeq and is a predicted model, not a curated record. NCBI's taxonomy places the organism in Eukaryota, Metazoa, Arthropoda, Insecta, Hymenoptera, Formicidae. The coding region runs from base 5681 to 5980 and encodes 99 amino acids.
UCGGCGAUAAGCACCUCAUGUAAAUACACAGCCGGGAAUUUGCGCGCGGCCAAUGUUUACAUUCUCACUCUUCGUCCGGCCGCUGGGCUUCCGUUUGCCACGCGUCCGUCGUGCGUGCGACACACGAAACAUAGUUUUCCCACGGUGCUAAUAUUUGCGUACGUACGAUCGCUUCGCUUUCCCGAUCAUUUGCUUAUUCCUCCUUUGAUUUGACGACGUGAGAAGUAUGUGAAGAAAUGCAUGUCCAAAAUUCUUGCAAACUUUCUGUGCUAUUUUCUUUUUAUAUAUUUCGACGCAUUUUGCAGGAAUUUUUCCGGACAUGCGUUUUCUUGCUUAUGACGUCAUAAGUCAGGAAGAUCGCGGCGAACAGGCGUUUUUAACGCGUGCGUAUGCUUGUCAUAAUCGUCUUAAGGUGCUAUUAGAUGCAAGCGUUCGAGCGUCGAGUGUUAAACCCGUGCGCAGCACCUUUGCGCAUAAAUUUAAAUCGUUCAGAUUUCAGCGUCUUGACGCUAUUAGCGCAAUGUUGCAUAAUAGAAUCCGUGUCUCUUUCUGCGAAUAUUUGUAACACCUAAAACCUUUUUUUUUAUUUUGUUCAUAUUGCAUUUGCAAUUAGUGAUAUUAAUGCAAUUAACUCCAUGUUUUGUUUGUAAUAUUCGUUACUGAUAAUGUUAUUGCAUUUUAAUAACCACAAAUGAUGCCGAUAAUUAAUAAACAUUUUGUAAUAUCUUGCAGUUUUUUCUGAAUUGCUAAUAAAUAUCUCGAAAUUCAACUGACAGUUCAGUAUGUAAUCAAAUUAAUUUUGCGUUUUAGCAACAACUCACUAUAUAUUACUAUACAUGUGUUCAACACUUGACCCUCGACGCUUUAUACAUAAAUUCAUUGUUAUUUUUGUAGCUAUUAAUAACCUCAAUCGUUGGUUGCGCGUGUGAUAUUUUGCGCCAACAAACAGUGUUUGUUCUUCUGAUGUGUGACGUCUGUCGAAAAUAAUAUUUAUGCCGUUUGAUGCGGAAUGGGGGGUAACGUUACAUCAAGCGAAUUGCGAAUAUGAGUGCCAAAAAUUCGAGACACAUUUGCGACAUCUUAUCGCGGCAUCAGACGUCACGAGCGGUUGAUGUAAUUUUUAUCGAAAUUUUUGUCAAACUUUCAUCUUAUUUUGUUUACACCGACGUGGUAGCCUUGAAACGUAAUGAAAUUAAUGGCAUUUCUUCAUCACAAAUAUCGGUUUCUGGAGAAUGUUAAACCAGGUCGCUGCUCUGAAUGAUUAAUAAAUAACCAUUUAAUAAUAUGUGCGAUGAAAAAAUUGUCAUAACCUAAUUGCAUGGCGUCUUGAAAUUAUACAUUUGCUUUUUUGUCGUCAUAAGCUAAUUGCAUGGCGUCCUGAGGUUAAAUUUGGUAUUCACUUUGUAGAUAUUCGUGCCUGCUUUAUUUUAUUAAUUUGUUUGUUUAUUCAUCUCUCGAUACGAUAUAUGCAACCAAAGCUCGCGAGUGUAUCGCGCGGUAGGAACGAUCGAGUUGAGCGAAUCAGUCGUGAAUCAAAUCGUGAAUCGAUCGAUAGUGCGGAACGAUCAGUCUGCAAUUUGACAGUGAUUAAUCGACUAUCAAUCGAUUCUCUUGUCCGCCAUCUUGUUUCAAACGUUCUUCAAGCGAGUGUGUGCGUGCGCCCGGUGCGUGUCGGUUGCGUCGGGACUCGGUAAAUAUUUACGCGGAAACGAGCGUGUCGCGUGUUUGUUGAGUGUUUACAUAUCGGCACGCUCACGCAAUUCCGUGACGCGUUUGUGACAAGAGCGCGAUUAGUGUUUCAAAGUCGCGCGACGUGUGACGACCAGCUAACGAGCGGGAUUACCGUGACCUCCUGACCCGCACAGCGCGAACCUGCGACGACGUGGAUCUCGAUGACUCGACGGAUGACAUCGAUUCAGAAGAGACAAGAACGCCUCUUACACCGCAACAUGAUCCUGCGUGUUAAUUAAUCGCGCAUGGCCCUCGAAGGACAACUGGUCGGUUGGUCGGCGCGACGGCCCUUCGUUUGAAGUCUAAUCUCUAAUGGAACGGUCGCCUCAAUUAGGUCGGACUUAUUUUCGCCGAGCCGCGAUGUUUGAGCGCGCAUUAGUAGCCACGCGACCGCGCCACGCGCCGCUCGUUACGCCCCGUCGCCGUUGGCGAUUGUUUCCCCUCGUCUUCGGCGCAAAAAUGAUUAGAGUCUGUGCGGCAUGGAAGGCGAGAGAGCGGGCCGAAUGCGUCGCGAUAAUUGCGUGGAGUGAAUCACGGGAUUCACGCGUCCGCGAAUUACGCGAAUUACGGGGCGCUCCGUGCGCUUACAACCGCGUUUGGACAUGAUACGGUCCAUUUAUAAUUGACGUAGGUCGGGUAAAGGUAGGACAGGACAGGGCAGGGCAGGCGCAUUGUAAUCUUUGCGAAAACACGGGAGUUAUCUCCGUGAUUUUGUUACCUCAACCGUCGAGGCGCGUCAUCAGCUGUCGCCUCGCGAUAACGCGACGAGUUUCAUUCGGACGAGCGACACUGAUUGACGUUAGUUAAUUGAACUUUGAACCCGCCGUUUCAAAAAUACCGCAUCGCCUUCGUAUCUUUUUGUCGCCCCGUGGCCGUAAAUAGAAAAUGCAAGCAACGUCUAAAAAAAGAUAUGCUCUGAAAGAUUGAGAAAUCUUUCGCAAUUUUACGCUGAAGCUUUCCAACCGAGUAAUUUUUAAUGCAAUAACUAUUUCAUCAGAACAACGAAUUCAUAUCAAUUUUUCUCUUAACCAUAUUCUUUUCACUAUAACUGAUUGUUAUAUAAUUGAUUGUUCUGAUAUGACUGCUCUGAGAGAAAAAAAUAUCUGAAAGAUAAGAGAUAUUUAUUCGAUGGGUACUAAUGAUAUAUUUAUUCAAAUCUAAAUUUUUUUGUCUGAAUGAAAAACAAACGAUUACUUUCAUGAGAAGUUAAGUUUCUCAGUGUAACGACCAUAACAGUUUUCCUCAUCUAACUCCGACGACAAAAAAUGCUGAACAGGACAGACUUAAAAUGUUCAAAGGUCCGACAAAGCGCGAUUUUAAUUCCGAGACAAUGCGUGGGAGAGGGAAUCGGGGAGAUUUAUCGGCGUGGUCGCGGAACCGCAUUGAUGAGCCCGGAGUGCACUUAUGCAUUCAAUUCCAGGGAGCGACGAUCUUUCCACGCUCGGCGACGGUGCGCGCUCGAAUGUUAUGACAAUUAUGAGUUUUUCGUUUGGGGCACCCCCACCGGGGGUGGCACGUGGCCCGGCGUGCAGCGCGCCGGGCGAGUGGGGAAGCGAGGGGGAAGCGAACGGCGCGUGCCGCCGCGUGAGAACGGCCCCGCUCACACGCGUCACACGCACACGACACGCACGUGUGUGGCGCACACGCAGCCGCGAGAAAGAGGGAAAAGGGAGCGAGAGUGCGUGUAUGAUGCAUCUCUCUUUGUGGGAUUCACUUGCGCUCACGCAUUCGCUCCGACUUGUCGCGAAACGGCGCACUGAUCGGAUGUCGCGUCUCUCGCGAAUAAUGCAGGAAAAUAAUUUUCGUCAUUUGUCAUUCAAUCGUGUGUGAUGUUAUCUCGUGUUACACGCGCACAUGAGAAAAACACACGAGGCGGAAAGCAGCGGCGGAUUUGAUCUCGUUUCAAAACGUCCGCGCGACGUCCAUUGUGCGAUCAUUUCGCUAAUUGCGAAAUGGAAUUCCGCUCGUCGCAUACAUUUAUUUCGCGCGACGCAGUAUCGAUUACAUUUAAUCCACAAAUGGAUACGGGAGAAUUGAUAACAAAUGGACGGCGUGCCGCAUUCAUACGAAAGCCGCAUGCACACGGAAUGCACGUGCACGCACGUGUGCGCGUGUGCGUUUGCGCUUUACGCAGUGUCGUUCCUGUGAUCGUUUUCGGCAAACAGACUGAGCGAAACGAUCCGGGUCUCGAUGAACGAGUUCGCUUGUGUUCUCGACUGCACUUCGAUACGUUUUUUGAAGUCUUUGCGAUCUUUGCGUUAGUCUUUUCUUUCGCGCAAUUUCUCGUCCUCCCUCUUUCUCUGCAAUGCACGAGUUUGUUAUACAUUGUUCAACACCUAACUUUCUAUUUCGAAUUAAAUCAUUUGCGAUGGAAUUAACGGCUUCCAUGCGAAUUACGUAUCACGACAUCGAUUGCAUUUGCGAAAUGCAACGACAAUAGGAAAUGCAACGACAAUAGGAAAUAGCAACAAUCUAUUUACUGUUAUCCCUUUCAGCGAGAUUUUACAAUGCUAUACUUAUACUCUAACUAAACUAUCGGAGUAUCGAUCAUAUAACUUGUUUCUAAGAGCAGAAAAGUGAAAAGUUUCACGUGGGAAGUUUCAUAUUUACAUUGUUCGAGAAGUUGCAUGACCGCCAAAAGUGAAACUUCUCACUUUCCACAAGUUCACGUUACACGAUUGAGAUGUCCAGUUAUAAGUACAGCAUUUCAGCGUGAAGCAUGAACACUCGCUGUAUUCCAGCGAGUGGAGAUAGAAAAAGGUGGAGGCGACCUUUGAACUUCAAUUUGACAAAAUGUACCCGGGCCGUCGUGACGCUAUCUGGCGCGUGGUUGAACUGCUCCAUUCAAGCUACCAACGCGUGUGAUUGGCGUUUCUUGUCAGUCGGUUAUUGGUUUCCGACCGAGAUCGGCAGUCGAUACUCGUCGAUCACCCGCGCAUUAAUCCAAUUCGUCCUUACUCCCAAUCCCCAUGGGCCAUUGGGCGCGCGUUCUACUGUUCCAUCACGGUGUGUCGCGCACACGCACGACACGCGUGCACUCUCGUUACCGAGCGGCUCGUCGAUUAAUUGCCAACACCUCGAGCAGUCCCAUUCGGGCCCAUCGACGCUCUCUCGUUUGCGGCUUGUAAUUACUGCUCGCGCCACCCAACCAACCCCCACAUCGACGAUAUCCCGCGUAUGAUCCUCACGGACAAAUUAAAGCUGCUUCCGCGGAGUAUCGUUCGCGGAUUAAGCGUCUCCUCGCCGCUCGAGAAAUCGAAAAAUCAACCCCUUCGCCGUGGAAAUUAUUGUUGCUCCGAGUCGCGUUUGCUAUUACCGGCCUCUUAUUAGCCCCACCCACCUGCCCGAUCAGCCUUUCGUCGAGGUUUCGGAGCGGGUCGCAAACUCGCUCGGAAGUUCUCCCGAGAGAUCACACGGGGUUUGCGGUAAUAUCCGCAAGCUCGCGCGGUCCCGCGGGGGGGUGCCGAGCCACGGCGUUCUCGGCCACCUUUGCACACGUCGGCGACGGGGGGAAAGGAGGCAUGACGCGCGUCGCGUACGUCGAGGGGGUGAUCGUGACGCCGGCGGAGUCCGGGCCGGCACGGCCGAGGUUAUAAAUAGGACGGCACGCCGCUCCGGAGCGGUAUUUCGUCGCGUGACGCCGUGACGUUCGCAUCGAUCCGACGUGCUGGUGAACGUAGGCGCAGGGCGGGUAACAGGCGUUCGCGCACACGGCCGAAAAUCAAUCCGGCGCGUAUACAGUCGCGCGGCGUAGUAGAGAAAUAAUCAGGCGAGGUGAGGCCUCUCUUUCUCUGUCUCUUUCUCCCUGUCUCUAUCUCUCUCUGCCGCUCCUUCGCGCUCUCUGUCCGCCUCAACCCCGAAGACGAGGAGGCGUCGCGAGGGCCUAACCACGAGGUAGAAACCACCGUCGCGCGCUAGCUGCCCCGGUGUCUCUCUCUCUCUCUCCGCGAUGCUGAAGAAGUUGCUGACCAAGUCCGGUCGCAGGAUCCUGCGGGCGAUCAAGAAGCUGUCUACCAGGAGCCGCAAGGCCAAAAGGUCGCGCAAUCCCAGCUCCUGGCACACGGCCAUCCCCGACCUCGAGACGACCUCGCUCUCGUGGUCCUUGCCGUCCUUAGACGCCAAAAGCAUCGACACGUACAUGACGUACGUGGCCGAGAACUCGGAGGACUGCACGUCGAGCUGUUGCUGCUGCGACGAAUACGAGGAGAACCAGAGGAAUGAGAACCGGGAGAACGAGAUGAUAAUCUAACGUCCGUGUCGUUAGGCUCGUUCGUUCGUUCGUUUGUACGUAUGUUCAUCUCGCGAUCGAGAUCGACCCCGGCCGAGUCCGGGUGAAUUACGCGCUUACGACGUCGAAACGACAUUUAACCCUUGACCGGCGACACGCGCGGCUACUUGUCCGUCGCUUUCCUUCGCGCCUCCGUAAGGACUCUCGACGCGGAUACGAUUGCUCGUAAACAGAAAAAUAGAAAGGAAGGUAAAGAAGAUAUUGUGACUGCGAGUGCAAUAUACAUACUGAGAAAAAAAACUUGGAAAUUUAUUUGUGCAAUAUAAAGUUCAUGUCUGUGAAAUAUCGUUUAUUUCUGAAAAAUAAGGUUCAUUUUUUAGAUAAAGUUUGUUUUUAAAUUUUGUUUCUGAAAUUGAAAAUUCUUUCUGAAGUUGAAUUUGAACAAUUUAUUUGUGGGAUGUAGAGUUUAUUUCUGUGAAAUAAAAUUUAUUUCUGAAAUAAAGUUUGUUUCUGAAAUAAAAUUUAUUUCUGAAAUUAAAAAUAUCUGCCGAACCUUAAUAUAAACUUGAAAACCUUUUUAUGUGAUAUGAAGCUUCUUUCUGAAAUCGAAACUGUCUUCUGAGUUUGAAAAUUUACUUGUGGGAUAUAAAUUUACUUCUGGGGAUUACUUUCGCAUCCCAUAAGUCAAAUAUUUUUCCCAACAUUUCAAGUAUUUUUUUCUCAGUUCACGAGCGUCCCGAGAGAGAAGAUCAGUCGGGGGACUCCCCCGUUCCCGUUACCGGUUAAGGGUUAAUCACGAUCCCUCCGCAAUCCGUUCCACGCAGGGGCGCGCUCUUAUUUUUCGAGACGUCGUAUUUCGGCAGCAGGCUUAAUUAAAAAAAAAAGGAAAAUAAAAAAGCUGCCACGUCGAUCAUAUGCCGCCCCUCGGAUCAUCGCAAUCGUCGUAACGUGACCGUCUAUCUCCUAUCGUUCGUCGAGAGGCAAAACAGCGCGCGACGGAGAGACGAUAAUUUAUUUCCAGUUAGUCUUCCAUACGGAUCGUCCACUUGUUUGCGGCGCGAGGCGCUCGCGUUUACCUCGAUCUCAUUUAGUCGAUAUUAGCCUCGCAGUUUUUCGUUCGUUAAGCGCGACGCGACUUAUUUAUUGAUUAUCCCUCUCCCCCAUAACGAUCGCGCCCAUCGUAUCGACUGAUUCGCCGCGAUCGGCAAUGCGCUACCACAGUCCCAUUUUAUUCGCGUCGACGUUACGGUCUUGUUUCCUCGUCCCGUCGCGUUAGGAAACAGCAACGCGCCGUUUCGCGUCAUCCUCUCUUUCGUAAUAGAGUAUAGCAAUACAUGACGUAGUACAAAGAAAAGAAAAAAAUAUAUAUACACACAUAUACACAUAUAUCGUUUAGCGCGUUAUCGACUAGUCCGUUCUUGCGCGCGAGAGAACGCGACGGCCGAAAUAAUAGGACUUUUCCAUUCUUCGUACGAUUAACACUCGCGUGUGCCGAGUGUAACCUGGGUUGAUCACUGUAUUUCGCGUACGGUACUCGAGUUCACCGGCGUGUCGCGAACUAUUUCAGGCGAUCAAUAAGUUACUUUCGAUUCGCUGUACUCAACAUGUACACGUUUCGCACGGCGGGACCUCUCUUCAACUCUGUCGGGAUAAUUUAUACUUCUAAUCGGCGUUACUCUGAGCCGAAUACGAAUUUCGAGCAGAUUUAGAUAGAUUAGUAAGCGAAAGGUGACGGGGGAGAAUUGUGCGAUUCGUCUGUUCAAUUAGCUCAACAUCACUCGCACUCGCAUGUGUGUAUCUAUUUUCGGGAACGGCCGAAUUUAUACAUGCGUGUAUCGGUGAGAAGCGCUCGAUCCGAUAUAAAAUGAUUCGUGUAGGACACGAAGGAUCCUUCCUGCCACUUAUCGGCGCGAGGAGAUUCGAUCUUUUAACUCGAUGUUGUCGUCACUUUUGCUCUAAUCGUCCUAGGUGUUCAAUAUUUCGCGCGCGGUCAAGGUGCACUGUUAGAGAUUAGUUAGCUGAUACAUGUACAAUCGGCCCUCAGUCAGCUGGGAAACACUGAUCGGCCUUAUCCUAGGGCGGGAAAGAGGAAUUGCGGCUCGUACACGCAGAAAAAUACAUACUGUAUUCAAAUGAGUGUCAUUUGCUUCGAAUAUCUGUUUGUCCGCUAAGCUAUCGUGAGUUCAUCAUAAGUAUCAAAUAAAAUCUUAGCAUUUUACUCGAGAAUAUGAAAUUGGCCUCUUUAAGAUUUAAAAUGACUGUACAAUCCUCCUAAUGGUAAAUCUCUUUCUUUUUAAUAAACUUAUUCAGUUUUAUUUUCUUUUUAUUGUUCUAUUUUCUUAGAAAGUAGAAGUAUUUUGGAAGAUGGAAUAUUUAAUUUUCAGUUAUAUUUGCUAAAACAUACGAUAGUCUAAGUAAAUCAAAGGGAGUUUAAUAUUUUACCAUGCGACAUUUUUUCGCGCAUACCACCCAAGGGAUUAAAACAAACAUUCACUUUUGUUUACUGCAUUCAGUUAAACUAACUUUAUCUCCGAUGAGACUUUAUAAUGUCCUUGUAGAGAGAAGAGAUUAUACUUUUGAGUGCAUGACGAUGAAUCUUUCCAAAAUUUAUAAUGAAUACGUUUGAAGACUGCUAAUCAAAAGAAAAUAUUGCCUGUUGAAGAGAACCAUUACUUAUAUAUGUAUACCAAAGAAGGAAAUUAAAGCGAGCAGUCGCUUUUCUUAGCGGUGGGAUGCUAUUUUUCCCCGUGUGCGUGCCGUAUUUCGCGAGAUGGUCAAGAGUCGUUUCGCGAAUCGCGAACGGCCCCUGGUUCCCAUGUCGAUUUACUAUGACUUUCGCGACUCUGCCGGGUCGCUGGCGGCUAUCGAGGGCGUUUACGCAAUAAAAUCGCACCGGCCUGAUCACCCGAAGCAAGCUCUACUCUUUCCGAUCGUUCUCUUCAGCACCCUUUGCUCAAGCGCGUCUCUAAUUUCCGCUAGAGAGUAGCGAGGAUGCGUUUAUUCUUCCUACAGGUUGAUUUAUAAUAAGAUAACGAGCGAGUCAAGAGAGACGGAGAUGACGAUGGAGGAGAAGAUGAUGACGAUGAGCUUUAACGACUUAUGUGUAUAGAUGCAGAAUAUUUAUAUGUACAUAGAGCAACGCACGAAAAUAUGGAUGUGUACGUAGAUGUACGGUGCGUGUUGGUACUCUAUCGUAAGCGUCGAUAAGGCUGUGACUUUGUAACGGAUGUGAGUGUCAUAAAUAAAAUGGUUUUAUUGACGA